UCCUUGCGGGGUAGGUCGGGAGACCCCGCCAGGCGAGGCGGCGAGCGCGUGAGCGAGCGAGCGGACGGACUCGGGGGCUGGGGGAGCCGCCAUUUUGUGAAGCUCAGCGCCAGCGGAGGGGCCGAGCGAGCCGAGUCCGCCGCCGCCGCACGCCGGGAGCCAGAUGUCUUCUGAAGCAAUGGCGACCGAGCACAUGAAUGGGAAUGGGAUCGAGGAGCCCAUGGAAACUUCCACUGCCCUCGUUCGGUCUGAACACUACCAGACUUUAUUAACCACUGGUUUACCACGAAAGGUUGCAGACAAACUAGAUGAAAUUUAUUUAGCAGGCUUGGUUUCUCAUAGUGAUUUAGAUGAGAGAGCGAUUGAUGCUUUGAGGGAGUUCAAUGAGGAAGGUGCAUUGUCAGUGCUACAACAGUUUAAAGAAAGUGAUCUUUCACAUGUUCAGAAUAAAAGUGCCUUUCUAUGUGGUGUAAUGAAGACCUACAGACAGAGAGAAAAGCAAGGAUCUAAGGUGACGGAUGCUAAUAAAGGUCCUGAUGAGACAAAAAUUAAGGCUCUCUUAGAAAGGACAGGCUAUACACUCGAUGUUACCACAGGGCAGAGAAAGUACGGUGGUCCCCCACCUGAUGCAGUGCAUUCAGGUCCUCAACCUAACAUCGGUACUGAGAUAUUUGUAGGAAAAAUACCAAGGGAUCUCUUUGAAGAUGAACUUGUCCCCCUUUUUGAGAAAGCUGGGCCAAUUUGGGAUUUACGCCUGAUGAUGGAUCCUCUAACUGGUUUAAAUCGAGGGUAUGCUUUCGUCACAUUUUGCUCCAAAGAUGCAGCACAGGAGGCAGUCAAAUUGUGCGAUAACCAUGAAAUUCGGCCUGGUAAACACAUCGGUGUUUGCAUUUCUGUGGCGAACAACAGACUUUUCGUAGGAUCCAUUCCAAAAAGCAAGACGAAAGAACAAAUUAUGGAAGAAUUUGGAAAAGUUACAGAGGGGCUCACAGAUGUGAUACUGUAUCACCAACCGGAUGACAAGAAGAAGAAAGGGUUUCUGCUUUUGGAGUUUGAAGAUCAUAAAUCUGCUGCCCAGGCCAGGCGCAGGCUUAUGAGUGGAAAAGUGAAGGUCUGGGGCAAUGUUGUAACAGUGGAAUGGGCAGACCCCAUUGAAGAUCCUGAUCCAGAGGUCAUGUCAAAGGUAAAAGUGUUGUUUGUUCGCAAUUUGGCCAGUACAGUAACAGAAGAAUUACUAGAAAAGACCUUCAGUCACUUCGGCAAACUGUAGCGGGUGAAGAAACUCAAAGAUUAUGCGUUCAUUCACUUUGAUGAAAGAGAUGGUGCAGUAAAGGUAAAGAUUCAAUGCAUGGCUGAAAUGAAUGGGAAAGAUCUAGAAGGGGAAAAUAUUGAAAUUGUUCUUGCUAAGCCACCAGACAAGAAGAAGAAAGAACGGCAGGCUCAGAGGCAAGCUGCUAGAUCUCAAUUGUAUGAGGAUUAUUAUUACUACCCACCUCCCCGCAUGCCCCCUCCAGCUCGAGGCAGAAAUCGUGGAGCCAGAGGAGGUUACAGCUAUUCAUUAGAUUACUAUAGUUAUGAAGAUUACUAUGAUUAUUAUGGCUAUGAUUAUCAUGAUUAUCGUGGAGGAUAUGAAGAUCCAUAUUAUGGUUAUGAUGAUUAUCAAACGACUACUAGAGGAAGAAGUGGCAGAAGUGGAAGAGGUGCCCCUCUUGCCAGAGGUCGUGGAGUUCCCCAACCACGUGGAAGAUCUGGAUUCACACAACGUGGUCAAAUGGCAGGGAGAGGUGCUCGUGGUGCAAGAGGGGGUCCCCAGGCACAGCAGAGAGCCCGCGGGGUACGUGGUGUGAGGGGUGGCCGCGGUGGAAAUGUAGGAGGCAAACGAAAAGCUGAUGGGUACAACCAGCCAGAUUCGAAGCGGCGCCAGACCAAUAAUCAGAACUGGGGCUCCCAACCUAUUGCUCAGCAACCGCUCCAAGGUGGUGAUUAUUCUGGUAACUAUGGUUACAAAUCUGAGAACAACCAGGAAUUUUAUCAGGAUACUUAUGGGCAACAGUGGAAAUAGGCCAUUAGGGUUCAUAACAUGACUGAUAGGUUGUUUGAACUGACUUCAAAAUACAAUUGGCGUUAAAUCUGAUUGGCUGCCGCUAGUUAAUUGGUGACAUCUGGCAAGAAUCCCUUAUGUGCAGAUAUGUGUAUAUAUUUUUACAAAAUAUUAACUUGGACUUGACAGCACUGAUUCCACUUGACUGGGAAUGGCUUUUUUUUUGGAAAUUUGGCCAAUUGAAUAAAGGCAUUUCAGAUAGUUUAGCAGAGGUUGGAUAUAAUUCAUCGUGGUUUUGACAAUUUUUUUUUGGAAAUCCGGCUUACUACUAAAAUCCUUGGCCUCAGUGUAUGUAUAUUACUGGUAGUUCUGUUUCCAUGACUUUUAAAUGCAUAAAUUUUCAAAUUAGUUUGUUGCUUUUUUUCCUGAAUUUCUUGUAUUUGAAGUAACUGACGAAGCUGUAUGUUACUAACUUACAUUCCCAGGAGUAGGCAAGUUGACCUAAAUAAAUUUGUUUGUUGUUGACUGAUUUCAAAUUACUACCAGUUCUUUGGUUUGGCUAUUCCAGAAGUGACACUUUGUCAAGUUCAGUCUUGUAUUCUCUAUCUACUGUUAAUGUCUACUUCAAUAAAAUUUCAAAAUUCUCAAACAGCAUGAAUUUAACUAAAUUCCAUUUUGUUGCAUAAAUUUUCCUUUGACAAAUUUUU
Pristis pectinata (smalltooth sawfish) is the source of this 2748-nucleotide messenger RNA. RefSeq names its product heterogeneous nuclear ribonucleoprotein Q-like. Gene Ontology annotation, cellular component: ribonucleoprotein complex; CRD-mediated mRNA stability complex; nucleus. The record is from RefSeq and is a predicted model, not a curated record. Gene Ontology annotation, molecular function: mRNA 5'-UTR binding. Gene Ontology annotation, biological process: CRD-mediated mRNA stabilization. Lineage: Eukaryota; Metazoa; Chordata; Chondrichthyes; Rhinopristiformes; Pristidae.